Molecule: messenger RNA, 2790 nt
Organism: Sparassis crispa
Lineage: Eukaryota; Fungi; Basidiomycota; Agaricomycetes; Polyporales; Sparassidaceae
Product: PIN domain-like protein
Exons: 5
Coding region: 1-2790 (929 amino acids)
Molecular function (GO): 5'-flap endonuclease activity; crossover junction DNA endonuclease activity
Source: RefSeq, a predicted model, not a curated record
AUGGGCGUGCAGGGUCUUUGGGACAUUCUCAUAAAGGCGGGCCGCUCACGCUCACUCGCCCACCUCGCUGUUGUCGAUGGUUUCGAGAAGAACGAAUUUGGCUGCCGAGCAUACCGUGUAGGCAUAGACGCUAGCAUAUGGUAUCAACACGCCACCUUCAGCAAAGGCGGCGAGAACCCCGAGCUCCGACUUCUGUUUUUCCGACUGCGAGCACUAGCAGAACUACCAAUUUUGCCACUCUUCGUCUUCGAUGGUCGCGAGAGGCCAAAGGUCAAACGGGGAAGCAGGAUGGGCAAGGCGGGUUCUCAUAACCUCACGGCUGGCAUGAAGAAACUCCUCGAUAUCUUUGGCAUGGAGUGGAGAAUGGCGUUCGGUGAGGCAGAGGCGGAACUAGCCCAUCUCAAUCGCAUAGGCAUCAUUGACGCUGUCAUGACGGACGAUGUAGACGCCCUGGUCUUCGGCGCUCAAGCCGUCAUCAGGAACGCAAGUCCGACACUGUCAGGUAACAAACCUCAUCCUGCACUGAACACUGAGGGCAAAGCGAGCAAACACCACGUGAUGAUCAUUUCCGCGGACGCCAUUCGUAUACAUCCGGCAGUUGGAAUGUCGCGAGGGGGACUCAUCCUGUGUGCGCUACUCUCGGGAGGCGACUACGACGAUGGCCUCAGAGGAUUUGGCAUCCAGAUAGCCUACGGCCUCGCCCGCUGCGGUUUCGGCGACCGCCUCCUCACAGCGUCCGAGAGACGUUUCCAGCAAGAUAUUCGCGGGGUACUCGGAGCCUGGCGCAUCGAGAUCAACGCGGAGCUGCGUACGAACUCACGCGGGUUCCUUCCGCGCAAGUACCCAUCUCUCUCCUUGCCGGACACCUUUCCGUCGAUGAAGAGCCUCGAGAACUACGCGAACCCGAUCUGCAGCAGGCGUGACAGCGAGCGCGGCGGUGGCGGGGCACUGCGCGACACAGGCGAGCUAAGCCUGCCGCGGAUCGCGGGGUUUUGUGAGGACCACUUCGACGAGUGGGGACACCGGUCGGCGAUCAUCAAACGCUUCCGCGACCUGCUCUGGGGCGCGGCGGUCAUGCGCGUGCUGCGACGCGUCGCGUUGGAGGUGGACAAACGCGAGAAAGAUCGGCGGAUCGCUGCUGGGCAGAACGGCUUGGCAGUACGCGGGCUCCUUACACCCGCGAGACACGAAGGUGUGGGUACCCCCGCCGCGCUGAUAAAGAAGUAUCUAAAUCCGAGCGAGGUGGACCGCUAUGCGGCGGCAUUUGUGCGGCGGGACCCAGCGCCAGCGCUGGUGGCGAGGGAUGAGGGUGAGCUGCAUCCGCUGCUGAAGAAGAUCGUGGGCUCGCGCAAGCACGUGUCGACAGACAAUAUCCUCGAGUACCGCGUUGAGGUGGACCCACACCAGCUUCUCGAGCUGGUGGAGUCCGGGAUCAAGGGAAAACACCCGGAGCCUACCCUUUGCGUGGAAAACGCUACAAACUCCGCGUUCGAGGACGACGACAUGCAGGAAUUCCUCCUUGGAAGCUCCCAGCAGGGGGAGAAGAGUUCCAAGAAGCCGCCACCGGACCCGUACAGCGUUUUGCGCAUUUGGCUGCCUGCGUCGAUCAUGCGGCAAGUACACCCGGGCCUUGUCGAAAAUUUUGAAGCUGCAGAGGAGGCCAAACUGAUGAAGAAGAGCACUGUGGGGAAGCGCAAGAGACAGAGAGAUGAUGACGCCAGUAGUGAUGUCGAUUCCCUGGCCGGCGGCUCUCCGCCCAAGCAGCAGCGCAUGCGCACUAAGAAAGUGCCAGCGGAGGGUCAAACUACAGGGCCUUCUGCAAGGAGUCAAGCUGAGAGCAUCGCCGGGCAGAGCGCCGUACACACCGAAGUCUUCAGCAACCUGGGAAACUCGCUGCCACGACGGAACUGCGGGUUCCUCUUCACAUAUCCCGAUCCCGACGACCCGGACAUGCUCGCCACAGAGGACAAUGACCACGCUGGCCCCAGCAUCGCCGCUGCAGACCCUCAGUUCGAAGAGCCAGUGGCAGGCCCGUCUGGCCGAUAUGAUGAUAUUUUCGACCAGAUUUCGGGCAACUACGCUGCGCCGGCUGCCAAAGAGAAAGGCAAGGCACCAGCGAGGCGUAAGCCAACCAGAGCGUCCGAAGCUGGUGCCGGCGCAAAAUCCCGAGCAAAGGCUACUGGAGCAGCAAGUGUCAUCGCCGCGCCGAGUGACGACAAGCUCCCACCCGCCACGGGUCGGUUGGCCAAGUACGACGACAUGUUUGACCGAAUCCUGGGUAUCAAGCCAGGUCUGUCGGGCAGAAAGAACAAGGGCAAAGCCCCCAUGAGACCUCGAGCGUCUGCUUCAGCGGCAGGGUGCGCUAUCCAGGGCGCAGCGGAGCCCAGCGUGAGCGCAUCAAAGCGCAGAAAGACAGCCGCGGGUGCCGUCGCGUUUCCCGACAUGUGUCUCGGAGACGAGGCCGAUGGCUCAGUAAGGCGCCGAAGCGUUGCAGCAGCGGCUUUUCCUGAUCUCCCAAGUCCCCCCCGGCGCCAACUUCCCCUGCCCGCACCGGCUCCCUUACGGCGUCGUACCACCGUUGAUAGCUCGAACGUCAUUGAAAUUCCUAGUGACGACGAUGCAGAGCCCGUUCCGCGUGCGCGUCCGCGAGUGCCCGACACCACCAAGGAGCUAGCUUCGGCGAGAAGUGCGCUUCGGCGACAUCCUUUGGAGCCUUCUUCUUCCCAAGACAGCGGGCUCGGCCUCGACUCAUUCCUACAGGACACGGAAGUGGUGUUCGACUUCACUUGA